AUGGCCGUGCUGCUUCGCUUCUUGCAACGGGUAGGAGCGUCGCUGGAGAAGCUUUCGAUCCAAACGGCAUACUACAACGCGCCUGUCAGCGUUAUCACUGGAUUUGCCAAGAAACUAGGAGACCCAAGUAGUGCACUGGCAAAUAGCAUACGGGAGUUGCACUUGAGUGCCGACAACGACGUUUCUCCGAUGACUGAAGCGAGUCUACAAACGUUUCUAAACGUCCUCAAGAUUAACGACAAACUGGAACUUUUGGAAAUGCGCGUGUUGCCGGAGAUUGCCGACCGAUACGCUGCUGCGUUUCGACGACAUCACCGUGAAACUCUCAGCGUUGAGGAGGAAAAGCUGCCACUUCCAUGUCGUUUGGCAUUCCUUAGCGUUGUCCGAGGUUGCUACGCAUUGUAA
This is a messenger RNA of Phytophthora infestans T30-4, 405 nucleotides long. RefSeq lists its product as uncharacterized. Lineage: Eukaryota; Oomycota; Peronosporomycetes; Peronosporales; Peronosporaceae. The record is from RefSeq and is a predicted model, not a curated record. The coding region runs from base 1 to 405 and encodes 134 amino acids. The transcript has 2 exons.